Molecule: messenger RNA, 1380 nt
Organism: Colletotrichum costaricense
Lineage: Eukaryota; Fungi; Ascomycota; Sordariomycetes; Glomerellales; Glomerellaceae
Exons: 4
Coding region: 1-1380 (459 amino acids)
Source: RefSeq, a predicted model, not a curated record
AUGAGCUCACCGAGUUCACAAAUUCCACCUCCACAAGCGGCUUACAUCCCGAGCAAGCAUGCAGGUAGAGCCCACGAUGAAGAAAGUGGAAGUCACAACGAACGCCAUGUGAAUCGCAAUCAACUGUUACCGUCGCAUGAUCUUCCCAACGCGAACCCGAGCUCUAUCUUGACCUUGUCAUCCAGCAUCUCGAUCUUUCCCGGCCAACAAAUAGUUAAACUAGUUAUGUUAGGACACAACACCAUCAUUCCACUCCCGUGGCUACAGCGAAUUAUAAAUCCAAUAGGGCAUUUUGGCGAUGAGCUUCCAUCAGUUGAACAUCGCUCACACUCUGUAGAGGCCGCACCAGGACUCACCGAGCACCGACGACCUACUGGAACCUCGAACCACCCACCAAGAACGACCGAGUCAUCAACAGUCAAUAGGCCUAUAGAUUGCAAGAAAAGAGCCGGUAGGCGUAUCGUCAGGAGGAAGGCCAGUCCGCCAAAUCCAGUUGUCCAACGAAGGGAAGAGAUAUGCGACGUACUAGAACCGCUGUUCUCCAAUGCCCCGUUCGUCUUGGUCUGCGAGGGCAAAGAACAGGAUGCUGUCAUCUCCACCAUCAAACUAGGAGAUGCAUUAAAUUCGAUCAGCUUAUGGGCUAAAUUGUCUGGAGUCGCGCGGCAGGUAACUCGGCGGUGGAAACGAUUGCUUGGCCCUGUGAGGCUUGAGCUGGUACAUCUGAGAAUUGUAGGCCGGCAUGGUUGCAGGCCGGAUGCAUUCCGGGGGCAGUUCCAGAUCGUCAACAUUGCUGAAAGAAUCGAGGCGCUCCAAAAGUUGAUCAGCAACUACAAAUAUGACAUAACCGAACCAUCGAAUCCCGACGAGAGCGAGUUGUGCUGCUACCAUGACCUAAGAAUGGAUACAGUCCAGCAUGGCAGCAUGAUUCACGAGGCAUGGGGAGAAGACUACACAUCACCCAAACUCGGCAGUUGCGGCGUUCAAAUCCAUGUGGAUAGGUUGAAAGAGCUUUCAAAGCUCAAGCUGGCUUCAGUCUGGGACAUGCUCCUGGUCUAUCCAGAGCUAGCCGUGGGGAAUGAUGUGCUUUACGAUAGAUGGAUUUAUUCCUCAAAAGACAUCAUACCACCUGUUGAAACUGCCGUGAUUCGUGCAGUGGCAGACAUUGAGUUUGUCGGCUUCCGAAUCGUGGAAUGGCCCUAUACUAGCUUUAGCACGCCAUCUGUGAUACUUCUAGUCGGGAGCACUGUGGUUUUUGGUCUCCUUGUUAUCGUUUCCCAAGCCGUGUAUCGAGACUGGGGAGUUGCUUAUACAGCGGGUGCCUUUUAUGUGGCUUUGGCUGGGGUAUUGACAACCUGGAUUGCUUGGACAUCGACUGCCUAG